CUUUAUUACUCGAGACAGAAAUCGGUAGAAAUGGGAUAUGGUGAAACCAAGCCAGCCCGACAUCAGCACUCAACAAGUCACAACUGCAGUUACUUACGAGUCUUGGACUUGCCCUGAGCUCUCGCUGCCUGCAGCCUCCAACCAAAUAUACAACACUAAGCUUGCGAAUAGCAACUUACUGCCAACAACAACAUGGCAAACACGGACUCGGCCAAAAUCUACGAUCAGGUGCGUGAGCACUACAGCUCGGCAUCACGCAGCACCAGCAUCAAAUACGGCGAGACCGUGGCCAAGUCGUUUGGGUACAGCGCCGAGGAGCUGGCCAGCAUCCCUCAGGACUCCAACCUGGGUCUGAGCUGUGGCAACCCGCUGGCCAUUGCCAGUCUGAAAGAGGGUGAAACCGUCGUCGAUCUCGGCAGCGGUGCCGGCUUCGACGUCUUCCUCGCCGCCACAAAGCUGGGCCCCUCGGGGCGCGCAAUCGGCAUCGACAUCAACGAUGACAUGCUCGCCCGCGCGAACCGAAUCAAAUCCACCACCGCCAACAACGACAACAUAACCUUCAUCAAGGGCAACAUCACCUCGGUGCCCCUUCCCGCCGAGACAGCCGACUGCAUCAUAUCCAACUGUGUCAUCAACCUGGUGCCGCGGGCUGACAAGCCGGCCGUGUUCCGCGAGAUGCACCGCCUGCUCAAGAAGGGCGGGCGUGUCGCCGUGUCGGACAUCCUGGCCAAGAAGGCACUCCCCGAAAAGCUCAGCGCUGAUGUCGCCAUGUAUGUCGGCUGUAUUGCGGGCGCGAGCCAGGUGGAGGAGUACGAGGCGUGGUUGCGCGAGGCGGGGUUUCAGGACGUGGUUAUUGUCGAUACGGGGGCAGAUCUGAAUGUCUAUCUGGAGACAGGGGCAGAUGGAAAGAAGAAAGGGGCUUGUUGCGCCCCGGCUGCUUCGCCUGCCCCUGAUUCUGGUGAGGGCGGCAGAUGCUGUGAUCCGGUUCCUGGCAGCGGAUGCUGUAGCUCAGAGCCUGCUGCCCCUGACGCGGCCGCUUCUGCUGCCUGCUGCGCACCGGCUGAGGCUACUACCCCCGCCGAUGGCUUUGCCAUUCCCGCUGGCGUUGUCCCUGAGAAGACAGAUCUCAAUGAAUUUGUUGGCUCGUACAAGAUCUUUGCAGUCAAGAGUUGAAUCCGAGUUAGGACAGAGAAUACUAGCUAAGUAUGGAGAUAUCAUAGGUGGAUAAGUGGAAAUCUGGGGUAGCAGCCGAGGGCCUUAGUCUCAGAUUUGGGUCGAAGUUCAAGUUCAUUCGUGGGAAGUUGGGAAUCUUUGGUCUGGAUUUCUGCCAAGAGAUAUCACAGGCUACUACACUCGCUUGAAGUGUUGGAGCACGGAAGUAUUCUUCAAAGCAGAGUAAUCAGAUUGUUGAUUUCAAGGCAUGUCUCCUGUCUAUGUACCCAGCCUCCUAGAAACCGGACCGUCACGGUCAAGACGCGGUUAAAAUCUGG
This is a messenger RNA of Canariomyces notabilis, 1490 nucleotides long. RefSeq names its product NAD(P)-binding protein. The record is from RefSeq and is a predicted model, not a curated record. The transcript has 6 exons. NCBI's taxonomy places the organism in Eukaryota, Fungi, Ascomycota, Sordariomycetes, Sordariales, Chaetomiaceae. Gene Ontology annotation, molecular function: methyltransferase activity. Bases 193 to 1173 code for a protein of 326 amino acids.